Molecule: messenger RNA, 507 nt
Organism: Plasmodium fragile
Lineage: Eukaryota; Apicomplexa; Aconoidasida; Haemosporida; Plasmodiidae
Exons: 1
Coding region: 1-507 (168 amino acids)
Biological process (GO): protein import into nucleus
Cellular component (GO): nucleus
Molecular function (GO): guanyl-nucleotide exchange factor activity; small GTPase binding
Source: RefSeq, a predicted model, not a curated record
AUGGCUGAGGCACUGCACGAGAGCAACUUCUUCAACGGGUUCAUCAAAAUGAACAUCCCGGACAACUACCUGGAUGCAUCACGCUUCAGAAUAAUCCCAGACAAUCAAGAAGUAUACGUACACAAGUUCGAGGACAAAUGUCUGAUCAUAGAAGUGCUGUGCUUUCAAAAUUUAAAUAUACAGGAAAAGGGCAAAUUCUAUUUCUACGAUUUGGCCAAAGAAAAUAAUAGUGAAGAAAGUGUUAUCUUGAUUAGUAACCAUUCCGUGUCCCAUUCGCAAGGAACUUACAUUCUCCUAGUUGGCCGACAGAAGAUUAAAAGAAAUAACUCUGCUGACUAUGAACCUGUGUUAUUAUACAUUUGUAUUUUUCCCAUUGAGGAACACAAUGCAGAUGUACUUAUAACUUGGAAUGUGCCAAAGGAGGACAUGGAUGUUCAUCCCGAGUUGGAGACUUUUAACGAAAUGGCGCAGUCCUUCAGAAUAGUAGAUUACAGUUUAUUCGUUUGA